ACAAUAAUAAAAAUACUAAAACGAUGCAGUAUAAAGUAAUUAAUUCAAAAUAAGAAAUUAAGGUUCGGCCAUGUCUUUUUAAGUUGUUUUACAUUGUCGUAGUAUUCUUAGCUUAAUUAAUUAUAACAAAAAUUAAGAAGAAAUUAUCAACAUAACACUUUAAGCCACGAUUUAACUAUAACAUACAAAAUUUGUGCUUGUCCGCCUAACUUAUUGCGCACAAAUCGUCCUUGCCUGUCGACAGGUCAAUCGAUUUUGCAUAAAUGGAAAUUGAUCAGCAUAUUCAAACUGAUAUCGCAUUCAUUUCGCAACGUUCCGCGCUUCUAUCCGCACACCACGAGCAGGCCGCAAAAAGAAUGAGGAUCGCAAUUGAGAGAUCAGCAUCGAAUAAUGAUGCUGAUGAAGUUCAGAGGUCACGGUCGUUCGAUAAGAAUACUAGCAGGCGUGUCCGCUACUCUCCGCCUCGGACAAAGCGCGAUCCCGAUUGACGUAGUCGCUUUCGGUCGCACGACAGUGGUCUCGUAGAUCCAUCAAGCGUAUUAUCUCGUUCCCGUGCGUGCAAUUUCGUUCAACGGUCCCGCACUGACGAGCCUCGAGUUUGCUGGAAUUGCGCGUCUUUCGAUCCGCUCUAUCCGAGGAAACACCCGAUUUCCGGAGCAGUUGCUCGUUCCUCGGGUGAAACGCAAUUUUUCGACGUGGCCGAGCAACAUCAUCGAACAGCUGAUUCACCGAGACAAACUGGAUGUGCGCCGCCUGCUAUCGCAUAGGGAGAGAAGAGGAGUCCACGGAACGGAACGACGACGACGUCGCGGCACGACGGCCGCGCAGUGCAGGACGAUAGCAGGAGCGAGGAAAGGAUGACCGAUCAUCGGGGACGGGACCCGGCCAGGACGCCGGUCAGGAUGCUGGUCGUCUGCCUCGUCUAUCUUCUAACGCUGCUCGGUUCCUAUUGUCAGAUGGCACCAGCAGUGGCCGGUGCCAUCAGGGGCUGGGAAACGGGCAGCGGCCACAAGUACCUGCUGAAGACCACGUUGAUCUUUAGGGAGGCCGGCUCGCCGAAACGUGGGGGCGACGUCGGCUUCAGGCUCACCGGCGAACUGGACGUCACGGCUGUAUGGCGCGAUCCGAAUGAUCCAAAUGUCUUUCUGCUCAAAUUUGAGCUGUUAUCGCAGCAGUUGUGGAUCAAAUCUCGCCGUGCUCCGGAGCCGGAAGACUUCGUGAAGCACUCGUCCAAGGUGGAUCAAGUGGUCGAGAAACCAUUCCUCGUGGUCUGGCGAUAUGGCGACGUCCAAGCUGUGUACAUGGACCCGGACGAGAGUGUCUCGUCUGCAAACCUGAAGCGUGGUCUAGCUAGUCUCUUCCAGUAUCGGACGCUCGACGACGAGGUGCGCCAACAGGAUGCAUCCGGUCUCUGCGACGUGUUGUACGUGUCCUCGGACGAAAGAACCAUCAAGAAACAGAAAAGCAACUGCACGCAGAGCACUUUACCGCCUCCGAGGCGGCAUCCAAAUCCGAUAUUCGCUGUUGAGCUGGAAAGUUGGCGUAAUUCCACAUACAUGCUGACGCAAUCGUUGUUACCGGAGCAUGUGUUCGACCGUGAAGAGCAUAGAAUGACGUUGGUGGCCAAGUCGGACAUCGGCACGGUUGUUAUAUCCGAGAGAACGCUGGAGUGGAACCCGCAGGUAGUGAGUGCGACCCAGACAGUUCAAGCGGAUUCCUUGAAGCAUGCGAUAGCGCUUCUCCAACCGGGUUACAGGGAGACGAACAUCGAACUCCAACUGGAACCCACCAUAUGUCCCGACGCAGGAUGUCCCACGAUCGAUAAAACGAUCGAAGAAUACCGUGAGGCGCUCACCGAAUCUGCACUGGGCACGGCAAGGUCCGCGUCGGCCUUCCUCAAGCUUCUACCUCUAGUCAGGAACGCUUCGCCCGACGAGUUGCACAAGGUUCUGAAGGCGCCGCGCUACCACGACAUGAAGAUGCAAUUGUUGGAUGUAUUCGGCUCUGCGUCCACGUUGCCCGCUCAUCAAGCAGCCAUGAAGAUUCUCCGUCAGGACGCGAUUGGCGACGAGACCGAGAGAUACCUGUGGGCGUUAUCUUUGUCACCGACGCCGCACAUCGACGUCGCUCGAGACAUUCUCAAACGUUCCGAGGAGACGAUGCAGAACGAUAAGGUGUCUGAGACCUACGCACUCGCUGCGGGUGCUUUGGCGCGGCAUUACGGGUCGUCCGCGAUGAUCGAGAAGGCGAGAGUCAGCCUAGAACUAGGCCUGGACACUUGCACCGGCGACGAGUGCAAGCUCAAGUUUCUGCGAGCUCUCAGGAACCUGAGGAGCUCAGAAGCGAUUCCCACGUUGCUGAGGUACGCGCUGAGCAGCAAUAAACCCAUCAGCGUUGCUGCUUGGAGAGCCUUGGCGGCUCUUCCGCGCGAAGCGGUGACCGAUGAGUUGAAGAACGCGGCUCACAGUGUGUUCUAUCAAAUAGGCGGGCCGCGAAAGGACAGCAGUGCGCGAACGCUCGCGCUGGACAUCAUUCUCGAGAGCGAACCGUCCCAGGAGCAGCUGCACGACUUCGUUGAAUACUUGAGCAGCAACGAUCCGGCGUACGAGGUCCGUAAAUACCUGAGUCAACGUCUGGAGCAGAUUGCCGAAAAGAACGAGCGAUUUGCUGAUUAUUUGAGAAACUUGUACGCGACUGGUGGCGUGAACGUGAACAAUUAUCACACGCGAGCGCAGAGGGGCCUCAGCACUGCCUUCACGAGGAAUUUCCUGCGUUCGCCUAACAGCAACGGUUCCCUAGUGACAGUGCAGGAGGUAAAUUCCGGACUUUUAAAACGCGGCAUCGUGGAUGUGGUGUUGGAAGCCAACGAGCAUCGGCAAGCGAUGUUCUCUCUAGGACUGUUCGCCGGCGGUCUCGGCAGCUUCGUCUCCAGUCAGGAUGACGACGAAGAGGAAGCCGACAAUGAGGUGGCCACUGCUGGGAUGGAGAUCGACUUGCUGAGUGUCGGCGUGCGACCUUUCGUAUUCUUCUCCGGCCAGAGUGAACUGAUGGGCCACGUGUGGUCCGGUAAAGCAUCCGAGAGGACUCCCGCCUUCCAAGCUCUCCUUUCCCUCUACAGCCACAGCGAGUACGUGCCAUUGGGAUCCGGUUUUGUCGCUGAGAUGGACGUUCAAGGUGCGGUAAGCUUCGACUUGGCCGGCCAGAUCCAGCUGAGUCUCUGGUCGAGAAACGCGCAAUCCUUGGUAGAGAUGGAUGGAGGGGUGAUGAUUCACGGCAGUAGCAAGGUGCACUCGAGCUUUGUGCAGAGCAAAGCAGAGUUCUCCGUAGCAAUGGAACCGAAACUCGAGCUGUCCACCGAUUUGGACUUUUCUGGAUCGGUGGCGCUAUGCAUGAAAUUAAGCCAGCCAGACACCACGGUAAGGCAACGAGUGUACAAGAUCGAGCGAAUACCCGGCAGCCGGCACAGGCUGAGGAAGACGCGCCGUUCAAGAACACUCGCGCCCGGCAGAUCCUACAGGCUUAACCAGAAGAACAACGAGAUGUGCGCGAAGUUCGCGGUUAGUUAAAUUAGCGCCAUCAAGAACUGCUCUCUGUGACACUUUUUAAUUUUUAAUGAUCGAUAUAAGUGAUCGAUAAAGAACUUAAAACUGUUUUCUUACCGUUGCGAACCUCGAUAGUGCGUAAGAAUAGAAGUACCCGAGAAUUGAAAUAUGACAAUGCGGCAAUGUUCGUGUCUAUGUUAUACAUAUAUGUGCAAUUUGCAUUUGGACCUCGAUAUAAUAUCGAAAAUUAAUCAAAGUCGCUCGUAUCAAAGACAAUAUCAGAAUUUUAGAACAAGGAUAUGGAAUUUCUGAAAAUUCUUCAGUUUGACCCAUUUCAAUAAUGAUAUUAGAUAAAAGUUAUAUGAUAAUCGUUACAAUUCUUUAUAUUAAAAAAAAAAGAUCAUAUUUUAUACAUAGAACCUAUUUGAGAGAAGAAUUCAAGAUAUAAUUUAUGAGGAAAAUAAUAAAUUUGGCUUUUCCUCUCUAACGCUCAUUACGUCGAGGUUCAACUGCGUCUAUAUUUUGCAUGUUUUGUAAUUUUUUGAGACUGUACUGAUUUGCGCGUGAUCAAGAUACAGAUAUAAGCGCCCAGGUUGUUACAAUAAAAUACAAAAAGCUCACAUUCAA
Molecule: messenger RNA, 4169 nt
Organism: Ooceraea biroi (clonal raider ant)
Lineage: Eukaryota; Metazoa; Arthropoda; Insecta; Hymenoptera; Formicidae
Gene: Mtp
Product: microsomal triacylglycerol transfer protein
Biological process (GO): lipoprotein metabolic process; lipid transport
Cellular component (GO): Golgi apparatus; endoplasmic reticulum; basolateral plasma membrane
Molecular function (GO): lipid binding
Source: RefSeq, a predicted model, not a curated record